AUGUCGUCUGCUGAGAAGAUUGCUAAACAGGCUCGUGUGGCUGGUAAUGUGUUGAAGACUAUCUCGGAUGAGAACAGGUCGAAGAUAUUGUACAGGAUCCGUGAUGCGUUGGCCAAUGCGAAGGAUGAGAUAGAGAGCGCGAACAAGGAGGAUUUGGAGCAGGCCAGGGCUGGUGGUUUGGCUGACUCUCUAGUGAAGAGGCUAGACCUUUUCAAAGGUGACAAGUUCGAUGUGAUGUUGCAAGGGAUAAGCGAUGUCGCUGACUUAGAGGACCCAGUAGGGAAGGUUAAGAUGGCUAGAGAGAUCGACAACGGUUUGAUGCUAUACCAAGUGACCGCACCAGUGGGUGUCAUCCUUGUCAUCUUCGAGUCCCGUCCAGAAGUUAUCGCCAACAUCACCGCGUUGUGUAUCAAGUCCGGUAACGCGGGUAUCUUGAAAGGUGGCAAAGAGUCCGUCAAUACAUUCAAGGCAAUGGCUAAAGUUGUCAACCAAACUAUCGAGCAGUACAAGGACGAAACCGGUGUUCCAGUGGGCGCUGUCCAACUGAUCGAGACCAGACAAGACGUGUCCGAUUUGCUGGGCCAAGACGAGUACAUCGAUCUAGUUGUCCCUCGUGGAUCCAACAGUUUGGUCAGACAAAUCAAAGAUAGCACAAAGAUCCCUGUCUUGGGCCAUGCUGAUGGUAUCUGCUCCAUUUACGUGGAUAGAGACGCUGAUCUGGAGAAGGCUAAACGUAUUGUACUAGAUGCAAAGACUAAUUACCCAGCUGGUUGUAAUGCUAUGGAAGGUCUACUUUUGAACCCAGACUUCUCACAAUGGGAUGAUGUCCUGCACCAUUUGAUAACCGAAGGUGGUGUCACAAUUCAUGCAACUACUGAUGUCAAGGAAGCAUUUUUGAAGAAACUACAGGAUUCAGGUAAACUAAAUGAUGAUAUUAAGGCUAAAAUUGUAGAUGCCAAGGAUGGUGACUUUGACAAGGAAUUUUUGUCUCUAGACUGCGCUGUUAAAUUUAUCCCAAACACAGUUGAUGCUAUAAAUCACAUCAAUGAACACUCUUCAAAACAUACAGAUGCUAUUAUCACAGAAAGUAAGGAAGAUGCGGAAAAAUUUUUGAAAGGUAUUGACUCAUCAGGUGUAUACUGGAACGCUUCUACAAGAUUUGCAGACGGUUUCAGAUACGGUUUUGGUACGGAAGUUGGUAUUUCUACUUCAAAGAUUCAUGCUCGUGGUCCUGUGGGUCUUGAUGGAUUAGUAACUUACCAAUACCAAAUUAGAGGUGACGGUCAAGUUGCUUCCGAUUAUUUGGGUGCUGGUGGUAACAAGGCCUUUGUUCAUAAAGACAUUGAUGUGACCAACAUCAAAUUAUGA
Nakaseomyces glabratus is the source of this 1368-nucleotide messenger RNA. It is a transcript of the gene PRO2, whose product is annotated as glutamate-5-semialdehyde dehydrogenase. The record is from RefSeq and is a predicted model, not a curated record. Lineage: Eukaryota; Fungi; Ascomycota; Saccharomycetes; Saccharomycetales; Saccharomycetaceae. Gene Ontology annotation, molecular function: NADP binding; glutamate-5-semialdehyde dehydrogenase (NADP+) activity.